Molecule: messenger RNA, 336 nt
Organism: Paraglomus brasilianum
Lineage: Eukaryota; Fungi; Glomeromycota; Glomeromycetes; Paraglomerales; Paraglomeraceae
Source: the annotation of a GenBank genome assembly
AUGCUUCCAACGUUCUCACCCACGACUACUUUCUCUUCUGCUUCUUCACGUUCGCCCAACCAGCACCAAAGCAUAAAAGUUCUACUCUACGUUGCCGUAGUGUCGGUAUUUGUACGUGCAGCAAUGAUAGAAGCCAUACCAGGAAUGACACACUCGAGCGCCGCAUAUGACUGCGAUUAUGGACAUCUUUCGCUCGAUAACGAUGCUAUUCUCUCUCAAGUGAGCUUUGGUUACGAUAGCAACGAUUACGAUACGCAGAUGGUUAGAAGAGAAGGAGGGGGUGUCGUUGGUACAUUGCUAGCUGGAGCUAAAGCGCUGUUGAAUGGGUUUGCAUGA